Messenger RNA from Nyctereutes procyonoides (raccoon dog), 714 nucleotides. It is a transcript of the gene CCK, whose product is annotated as cholecystokinin. Bases 93 to 437 code for a protein of 114 amino acids. NCBI's taxonomy places the organism in Eukaryota, Metazoa, Chordata, Mammalia, Carnivora, Canidae. The record is from RefSeq and is a predicted model, not a curated record. Gene Ontology annotation, molecular function: neuropeptide hormone activity. Gene Ontology annotation, biological process: digestion. Gene Ontology annotation, cellular component: extracellular region; axon. The transcript has 3 exons.
CCCACCUGCACCUGGCUCGGCUCCGCCGCCGCUCCUGGGCUGCGCCGACCCGCCCCGCCGAGCGCCGCGUCUUCGCUUCUAGCCCACGAGCCAUGAACGGCGGCGUGUGCCUGUGCGUGCUGCUGGCGGUACUGGCGGCGGGCGCCCUGGCGCAGCCCGUCCCGGCCGACCCGGCGGGCCCGGGGGCGCAGCGGGAGGACGAGGCGCCCCGGAGGCAGCUGAGGGCAGUGCAGAAGGUGGACGGCGAGCCCCGCGCGCACCUGGGCGCCCUGCUGGCCAGGUACAUCCAGCAGGCCCGGAAAGCUCCUUCUGGCCGAAUGUCCGUCAUUAAGAACCUGCAGAACCUGGACCCCAGUCACAGGAUAAGCGACCGGGACUACAUGGGCUGGAUGGAUUUUGGCCGGCGUAGUGCUGAGGAGUAUGAGUACCCCUCCUAAGGGACCCUGCCUUUGUCGGCACACCAGGAAGCAACCGCCUGGCUCAGAAGAGGCAGAAAAAGAAAACAAUCACACUCAUAACUCAUUGUCUCUGAAGUUUGACAUUUUCAGUAUCUAUUUAUUAAGUUUUCAAUGUGAAAAAUGUCUGUAAGAUUGUCCAGUGCAACCUCACACCUCACCAGAAUUGUACAAAUGGAAGGCAAAACAUUUUCCUCGUCUGUGAUGCGUGGUCCUAAAGUGUUGCUAUGCUAUUAAAAUAAUUUCAUUCUGCUCCCUA